This is a messenger RNA of Numida meleagris (helmeted guineafowl), 4154 nucleotides long. It is a transcript of the gene EXOC4, whose product is annotated as exocyst complex component 4. The transcript has 10 exons. The record is from RefSeq and is a predicted model, not a curated record. Gene Ontology annotation, biological process: chemical synaptic transmission; Golgi to plasma membrane transport; exocytosis. Gene Ontology annotation, cellular component: exocyst; synapse; growth cone membrane. NCBI's taxonomy places the organism in Eukaryota, Metazoa, Chordata, Aves, Galliformes, Numididae. The coding region runs from base 68 to 1597 and encodes 509 amino acids.
CCCUUUCUUGUGAUUGGCUGCGCCGCUCCAGCAGGAGCGGUUGCUCUGUGUUUGAAGGGGGCGCAAGAUGGCGGCGGGCGAGGUGGUGGGGCGCUACCGGAGCAGCAUGAGCAGGAGCAAGGACCCCUCGGGGCUGCUCAUCUCUGUGAUCAGAACUCUGUCUACCAGUGAUGAUGUGGAGGACCGAGAGAAUGAGAAGGGCCGCCUGGAAGAAGCUUAUGAGAAGUGUGACCGGGAUUUGGAUGAGCUCAUUGUCCAGCACUACACGGAGCUCACCACCGCGAUUCGCACCUACCAGAGCAUCACGGAGCGCAUCACCAACUCACGGAACAAAAUCAAACAGGUGAAGGAGAACCUGCUAUCGUGCAAGAUGCUGCUGCAUUGCAAGAGGGAUGAGUUGCGCAAGCUGUGGAUUGAAGGGAUUGAACACAAACAUGUCCUGAAUUUGCUGGAUGAGAUAGAGAACAUCAAACAAGUACCCCAGAAGCUGGAGCAGUGCAUGGCCAGCAAGCACUACCUCAAUGCAACAGACAUGCUGGUGUCAGCAGUGGACUCCUUGGAGGGUCCCCUUCUUCAGGUGGAGGGAUUGAGUGAUCUGAGACUGGAGCUCCACAGCAAGAAGAUGAACAUGCACUUAGUCCUGAUAGAUGAGUUACACCGUCAUCUUUACAUCAAGUCGACUAACAAAGUGGGACAACGCAACAAGGAGAAGGGCAGAAUAAGUUCGCUUGUGAAAGAUGCCUCUUCUGUACCCCUUAUGGAUGUUACUAACUUGUCUACACCUCGAAAGUUUCUUGAAACUUCCCAGUUCAGUACUCCUGGAAGCUCCAGCAUGCGAGAAACAAGCCUCCUGGAAAUUAAAGAAGAUAUGGAACUGGAUCCAGAGGAGAACAGCACUGUCUUCAUGGGCAUACUCAUCAAAGGGCUGGCCAAGCUGAAAAAAAUCCCUGAAACAGUGAAAGCCAUCCAGGAUCGCCUAGAACAAGAGCUCAAGCAGAUUGUUAAGCGGUCCACGACUCAGGUGGCAGACAAUGAUUACCAGAGAGGGGAAAAUAUUUCCCAGGAAAAUCAGCCUAGGUUGCUGCUGGAGCUGCUGGAGCUCCUCUUUGACAAAUUCAAUGCUGUGGCUGCUGCACACUCCGUAGUCCUUGGACACCUUCAGCAAACAGUGGCCUCUCCUUGCAGCCAGUAUGAUGGUGAUAUCAAGCUCUACGACAUGGUUGAUGUGUGGGUGAAGAUCCAAGAUGUCUUGCAGAUGCUCCUGACGGAAUACCUGGAUAUGAAGAACACCCGCACUGCCUCGGAGCCAUCCGCUCAGCUCAGCUAUGCCAGCUCUGGGAGAGAAUUUGCAGCGUUCUUUGCAAAGAAGAAACCACAAAGGCCUAAAAACCCUUUGUUCAAGUUUGAGUCCUCCUCCCAUGCUAUUAGCAUGAGUGCCUAUUUGCGUGAGCAGAGAAGGGAGCUGUACAGCAGAAGCGGAGAACUUCAAGGUUGUCUAAAUCACUCCAGUUUGGUUUAUUCUUGCUCUGCCAAGCACCUGGGCUUCUAUUUAUGCCUUUUGCACUUCCAGCUAAAGGUUCUUGUCAUAAAACAAUAGGUGAAAUAUGAACAGUCUCACUGUGAGCAUUGCGUUUGGGUACUUGGGGUUAAUGUUUGCCUCUUUAUCUGCAAUUUAUUUCCCUGUGUCAUGGACUGAAUGUUAUACUUCUCCUGGAUUACUUUGGGAUCUAAACUCAGUCGUCUCACGUUUGAAGCACGAGUUUCAGUUGGAUGGGCUGAAGUGACCAAUUCUUCUUUUAUACAGUGCUUAAAGAUGAAGAGUUAAAGUGUUAAAGUGUUUGAAAAUGGUGAUUGUGAGGCAUUGGACUACUAGUGCUGGUUUAUAUUGCUUGUGACAAGUGUUCUAUAUACAUGGGGAAGUGUUCUCUUCUCUGGGCAUGGUGUCACUUCAUGUAUUUUUUCCUGAAUGACUUAAUUCACUGAAGUCUUGGUUUUGAGAGCAACACCAGGGAAAGAUCUUAAGGCUGCCAUGUGUUGUAUAGCAGGAUUAAUUUUUUUCCUGUAUCAUCCGCUGGAGUUUCUUAUAGGACUAAUCAAAAAAAGAAAACACUGUAAUCUCUGAAGAGUCUGUACUGAUGGACAAGACAAGGGUAGAAUUUCUCAGUGAAAUCUUACUCAUGGCAAUUGUCAGAUGGCUUUUAUUUGAGGACGAUUUGUAAUUUACAAUGGAAUUAUUGGAUGCCUUUCUGUUCCUGCUCUCCUUUUAUAGCUUAGUUGUGCUCAGCAGGACCUGAAACCCAAAAGAGUGGGGUAAGAAGCACCCAGAGAUGUACAGUGUUUUUGUGGACCAAUUGCUUUGCUUAGGUGCCUAUACAAAGGGGAUCUUCAUAUCGAUGAUCAAAUACGUAAUGAUUCACUCUGGCUAAUAUUCAGACACUUUUCCAUUUACUGGAAGGAAGAACCUGAGAUAAAAAAGAUGUGGGCAGCAACUGUCAACUUCAGUUUGCUAUAAUCUGACAGCGUGUAAAAAUAAAAUAAAGUGAAGAUACUUGUCUUUUAAAUUAUGGUAUCACCUUUUAUGCACACUUGGAAGGUGUUCAGCUUACAGCUCUGCAUCUUCUGAGACUCAGAUUCUCACCUUCAGUAUCUGGCACCUGUAGUUGAACUUGGGGUCAUCUGAAAGAAAUGAUCCGGUUCAGCAGGAUCCUAAGUGCGAGCUACUGUAUGGCACAGAUGCUGGUUCUUCUCAUGAUGCAGUUACCAUUACUGUUACAAUGAGCUGAGGAUGUGUUUUUAAACAGUUCCUUUAGGUUUGGAACUUGUUAAUACUGUAGGGCAUAGCCAUAUUUCUUAAGAGCGACUCUUACUGAUAGAAGACAAAUCUUGAGGCAGCAUUUGCCAUGAGCAGGAUAUUGUGAGCGUUAUCAAGAGAAGAGUGUGUGAAAGGGAUGUAUGCAGACUUCCAGCCUCUGAGCUAGUGUGGGGUUGGGAAGAACAAAGCUUAUGAGCCGACAAAAGAGGAGAGGACAGAAUAUAGGAAUUAGUGUGGAUAGGGGCAAGAUGAUUUUGUCCUUUAUGGAUGAAUUGGAAGAGCUGGAACAUGAUGCAAUAGGUGACAAAAAGUCAGUGUAGGGAGUCAAUAGGGACAAUGGAUGAGAUGACUUUGCUAAGAAAUCUUUGCUGUUUAACCAUCAAGAAAAGUUUCCCUUUGAACUUUAUGUUAAAAAUGUACUAUCUUCUCUUUCUAUUAUAAGCUGCUGUUCCCUUUUAGGUAGCUCAUUAAUCUUCCUGAAUCCCAGACCACAGCAAGAUCUGCAUUUUGAUUUUUAUCCCUUUUAAAGAGAAAUACAAUUUAAUUGUUCAAUCAGGUUACUGGAAGGCAGGCAUGUGACAUUCUCUCUUCUGUGAAUGCCACACAGUUUCUCUUCCUUGACAGCCUUAUCCACAGGGAUGAUGUAUCAGUGGCAGCAGGAGGAGGGUGGCUUGUUAGGACAUCUUUUUCCUGAAAAGAUCUUCAAAGAAACACGUGCAUUAAAUAAAAUAAAAAAAGAGAAACUUAUAAAAGUUUGGCUCGUGCCAACUUUUUGAAAUAAGAAUUUAAUUUAAAUAGCCUUAAAACGUGCCAGGAUCUGAGCAAUGUUUUGUCAUUAACCUCUUCCGUUUGGACUGAAAUAAUACAGUGCAUAAGGCAGACGUUAUCCCGCAGUGAGAGAAAGGGAAUUGCUGUAAGUGGUUUAGAGAUGGAAGGAAUAGUACAGGCAUCUUAUUCCCCUGACACAGGAGGAGGACGACUUAGGCCAUGUAUUUUUCCCUUUAAGUUGGACUCACAAGUCAUUUGACAGUUGUCAUUAAGAGAAAAAAAACAGAAGUACAUAACUGAAAUAUCUCCUUACAGACUAACGUAGAUGUGCUGCUCUGGGAUUAUGUCAGGAGUACACUGUCAGAGGUGGUUUCUUCUGUAUGAAAAGAAAACCAAAAAAUGAUAGUCAGGAAGCUUCUCCUUUUUUUUCUUCUUAUUUGUAUUGGCUGUGUGCUAGCAGGGGAAUUUACAUUUUUCCUCUUUGAGUCCUUCUUCCUGUUGUCAAAUGUUCUGGGCUGCAUUAAAAGACGAGUGGCCAGCAGGGAGAGGGAUGGGAUUGUCCCCCUCUACUUAG